AUGUCUACUACCUCCGCGGCAAAAUCAAGUGCUGCAAAGUUGAAAGCUUCACUUCCAAGCUUUCUUGGAGGGCUCGAACACGAAAUCUCUAAUUCGAACCCUUUUCUUUUUUCCUCACCUCAAAAUCAAUAUCCUCUUAUUUCCAUUUUGAGAGGAAAUCAUCAAAACCUAAGUUUUAAUGCUGACACCUGCCACUUCCCAAAUUCUGUUGCGGUUAAGGAAGAGGGAAAAUCAAUUGGUGUGAAUUCAUAUAAUCAGCUUCCUAAUUCUCUCGGUUUUUGCAGUAAUUUGUGGAAAAAUAACCAGCAAAAUGGUUCUAUAAUUGGCGAAAUUCAAAGCUCAGGACUUCAAGAGCUAUAUCAAAGACUCAAAGCGUCAACGAGUCGGUGCUAUCCUGAUCACGCGCCGUCACUUUUUGGAAAUACGGCAUCAUCGUCGUCAAUGAUUUUGGAGUCAGCUCCGGUGGGUGCUGGAGGAGAAUUGGGUUUCUGGAACCCUAGCAUUUCCACAUGGUCGGAUCUGCAGACAGCAAAUGGUGCAUAUUUUUAA
Molecule: messenger RNA, 549 nt
Organism: Nicotiana tabacum (common tobacco)
Lineage: Eukaryota; Viridiplantae; Streptophyta; Magnoliopsida; Solanales; Solanaceae
Source: RefSeq, a predicted model, not a curated record